Molecule: messenger RNA, 7766 nt
Organism: Salmo salar (Atlantic salmon)
Lineage: Eukaryota; Metazoa; Chordata; Actinopteri; Salmoniformes; Salmonidae
Product: serine/threonine-protein kinase PRP4 homolog
Biological process (GO): peptidyl-serine phosphorylation; mRNA cis splicing, via spliceosome; peptidyl-threonine phosphorylation
Molecular function (GO): protein serine/threonine kinase activity; ATP binding
Source: RefSeq, a predicted model, not a curated record
UGCGCAUGUCCACAGUAAACAAUGAAAAUGGCUGCCAUGGGUUUCAUAGCUGGUGACGGCGAGAGGAGACAAGCGGGAGAGGAUGCAGAGAGCUCAGAGAGGAGUGGCAAUGAAGAGGAAAAUGAGGGCCUGUCAGGUGAAGAGGAGGAAGAAGGAAGUGCCGGAAAGGUCGAAGCCGGUUCGUUGAAGCUCUGCGUCGCCGUGAGCUCGGCUAAGACCAAGAAGAAGAAACACAAGCACCGCAGCAAACACAAGCGACAGAAGCACUCCUGCCCAGAGGACAAGGAGCGGCGCCAUGGGCACCGGCACAAGCACAAGAGGCACAAGCGUAAAGACAACCCCUCGACUGAUGGCUUCCCAAACUGUGGCGAUGACGACCCUUCCCUGUACUCCUUCUCUGCCAAGCAGCCAAGACUGGAAGAUGAUGAGAUGGCACUUCUGGAGGAGCUGGAGAAACAGAGGGCCCUGAUCCAAGCCGAACUAGACGCUGAACUGACUGAGGGGGGCAGGGGGGUACAGUCGGACAUGGGGCUCAUACUCCAGGGCUACCACUCUGAAGAGGAGGAGGAUGGGGAGAUUCAGGUGGAGAGGGAGCGCAAUGGGCAGCACUGGUGUAUAGGAGCAACAGGUCCCGGCUCAGGCUCACAGACUGCUAAGGACACCUGGAGAGGACGGCGAGAGUCGACAGAUGCUGGAAAAGCUAAGCAGAGCAAUCCCAAUAAAAAUGCCAGGAAGAGCAGGACAGACGGGAAGACCAAGGAUCGGAUAAGAGGACGGAGCACGUCCAGGGAUAGAGACAGCAGAAGACAUUCCAGCAGUUCAGAGUGCUUCUGGUCUCCUGGCACUAGCAAACAGCCUUCCCCACCGGCUCAGAGCAGAGGAGCCCAAAACCAGGAGCCCAGCGGCAGCAACCACAAGUCACCCGAGCACUACAAGGCCAGGUGGCCAGAUAAGGAAGGGGACAAGGACAAGAAGGCGACCAAGUCCCCCGCCAAGGACGCUUCCUCUGGGAAGGAGAACCGCUCUCCAGGCCUGCGAGGGAGGCCACCAGGCCCCGCCCUCAAGCUGCAGCGCAGCUCGUCCCCAUCACAAUGUCAGAACUCCCUGGACUCAUCCUCAGGUCCCCAGGAAGCUGAGCGAAGGGCCAUGUCACCGUCACCACCCAGAGGGGGCCACCCACGCUCCCCGGAGAGUCGAAGGAGAGUGACGGACCGACUGAGACUUCCACCUGGCAGGAUGUGGAGCCAGGAAGAGGCAGGGGUCCGUAGGGACGCCAGCCCGGCUCUAGGCGCCCGGCGAAGGUUCAGCCGCUCACCUUUCAGGCGGAGAUCACGCUCUCCCAGGAGAUGCAGCAGGUCACCAUUCAGGAGGAGGUCGUUGGAUCGGUUGGGACGGAGGCUGCGGUGGCGUUCCAGAUCCCAGGAGAGGAGAUGGAGCCGGGACAGAGAGGACAAGUUCAAGGGCAGCCUCUCGGAGGGAAUGAGGGCCGACAAGGAGGACUCUGAAGAUGAAGUGCUGGAAGAUUACGAUGUGGAUGAGGAGGACGAGGAGGCUCUCAUUGAACAGAGGAGGCUACAGCGCCUGGCCAUCGUCCAGAAGUACAAGGGAGGGAACGAGGGUAGUAACAUGUCGGCACCAUCGGAGCCCGGCAGCCCCCAGAGCAGCCCGCGCAGCCGCUCGCCGUCGCCAGACGACAUCUUGGAGCGCGUAGCGGCCGACGUCAAAGAGUAUGAGCGGGAAAACGUGGACACCUUCGAAGAAAACAUCAAGGCCAAGCACAACCUCAUCGAACAGGAGAAAGACGAAGGAACCAACCCUAAAAAAACAUCCGCCCCUGAUAUGUUCACCGAAUCGGAUGACAUGUUCGCCGCCUACGAUAGUGCAAGGCUUCGAGCAGCAGGCAUCGGGAAGGACUUUAAGGAGAACCCCAACCUCCGAGACAACUGGACAGACGCAGAGGGAUACUACCGACUCAAUAUCGGGGAGAUACUGGACAAGCGGUACAGCGUGUACGGCUACACGGGCCAGGGGGUGUUCAGCAACGUCAUCCGCGCCCGAGACGUGGCCCGCGCCAGCCACGAGGUGGCCAUCAAGAUCAUUCGAAACAACGAGCUCAUGCAAAAGACUGGGCUGAAGGAGCUGGAGUUCCUUAAGAAGCUCAACAAUGCUGACCUGGAUGACAAGUUCCACUGUCUGCGCCUCUUCCGACACUUCUACCACAAGCAGCACCUCUGCCUGGUCUUCGAGCCUCUCAGUAUGAACCUGCGCGAGGUACUGAAGAAGUAUGGCAAAGACGUGGGUCUCCACAUCAAGGCGGUGCGCUCUUACAGCCAGCAGCUCUUCCUGGCCCUGAAGCUGCUGAAACGCUGCAACAUCCUGCACGCCGAUAUCAAGCCUGACAACAUCCUGGUCAACGAGUCGAAAACCAUCCUCAAGCUCUGUGACUUUGGUUCAGCGUCGCACGUGGCAGAGAAUGACAUCACGCCCUACUUGGUCAGCCGGUUCUACAGGGCGCCGGAGAUUAUCAUCGGGAAGCCUUACGACUAUGGGAUCGACAUGUGGUCCGUUGGCUGCACUCUGUAUGAGCUGUACACGGGCAAGAUACUUUUCCCAGGGAAAACCAACAACCACAUGAUUAAGCUCGCCAUGGACAUCAAGGGCAAGAUGCCCAACAAGAUGAUCAGGAAAGGCGUGUUCAAGGACCAGCACUUUGACCAGAACCUCAACUUCCUGUACACAGAAGUAGACAAAGUCACUGAAAGGGAGAAGGUGACAGUGAUGAGCACCAUCAACCCCACCAAGGAGCUGCUGGCUGACAUGGUGGGCUGCCAGCGUCUCCCUGAGGACCAGCGCAAGAAGGUUGCCCAGCUCAAGGACCUGCUGGACCAGACCCUUAUGCUGGACCCGGCCAAGAGGAUCAGCAUCAACCAGGCCCUGCAGCACCCCUACAUCCAGGAGAAGAUCUUCUGACCAUCUCUUACUGUACCACUCACAGUCAUGCAUUGAUUGAUUGACACAUGCAGAAGCUAGUACUGAGUCCCUAGUUUGACUAUGGUUGGACCCCACCCCAGCCCAAGAAAUUGAUUUAUUUGAGCUGGCAGACUCUGCUGAUGGAGAGGAAGUAGUAUUAUCUUUCUUCCCCUGUUUGAACAACACACACAUGCUCUCCCGUUUUACAUUGAUCUAAUGGCUUGUAUUAUAUAACCAUAGUAGGGGUGUGAACGUUUAAUCGAAAUUGAAUCCUUAACGUUAAGGAAAAAACUGAAAGUGUUUUUUUUUCUCUACAAAAUGUAAAUCCCAGUGCAGUUAUCACAAAACUACCACUAACGGGUCCUGAUCAUCAUAAAGGGAAUAUGCCUACCUAACACAACAAUGCUGUAACGUUAGUAUCCAUCCGCACAUCAUCGUCGUUAACAGUUUGGAAAAAAGUGCUGAUUACAGUUAUAUGCAUCUGUUUUCAAUGGACUAUUUGAGUUGUGAGUUAAUUUGUUAAAUGAAGAACUGCAAACGCCAUUUGAGCCUCGACUCACGCUACUGAAACGGCUGCGUCUUUCUCAUAAAUUUCACCAUUACUCCCAUUUCAACAGGGUGUUAUUCCUUUUAUAAUGGGAGUUGAGACAUAUAGUUAACAGCAUUAGAAAGCUACAAUUCUUCCCUUUUUAACCAGUAAAUUCCUGUAUUUAGCAGGAUUUCUUUUGCCCUGUGUUGGAUUUGUGAGCUUAAACUUGGUGGGCAGGCUUUUGUUAAUCAUGAAAUAAAGUAGGCCCCUAGACUAUUGAAUACACAAUUUGCCUUCAUCAAAAUAAUGUUUUUGUUUCAUAUUUUAUUAUGGUACCUGCCUAGAUUUAGGGGGGGUUGAAACUUAUUCUAAAUGGCACACUAUAGCAGUUCACAAAAAAAGCCUAAAAUAGCACUGCAGUUAUUCCAAAUCUGCAGCGCGUGGUUGGAACACAUUUCCCUACGUUAAUCAACCAGUCCAUUUUGAAUUUGUGAUAAAGCUGUCGUGAUUCGGCAAGGAAUGUAGCUUGUCUACAGUUUUGUUUGUGUAUCCCAUCAGUUCGAUAUGUUUUAAUACAUUAAUACUAUGAAAUUGUGAAAAUGAUGAUAAUGCCCUUUUAGUGUAAGAGCUGUUUGAGAAGACAGACUGAAAUUUCAGCCUGUUUUGGUGGGAUGAAGUUUUGGCCUGCCUGGUGACAUCACUGGGCGGGAAAUUAGUUACGACCAAUAAGAAAGAGUUCCAAACCUCUCUUUCAAUAACGGCUAGUUUUCAGUUUUCCCCUCCCAACUAAGACCACUCCCAGACAGUCCUAGCAAAAGUCUUGCUUGUGAAAUUGCUCUUGGCUAAGAAGCUAUUUUUGUUUCUUUUUGACCAUUUUAAUUGAAAACAAUCACGGUAAGGUACUUAAUUGUUACCCAGAAAUUAUUUGAUAUUGAGAUAAAAAUGGCUGCAUUAGACCUUUAAGGCCUAAUGGGAGCUUGGGUGCGCAGCAUGCAUGUGUGUAGAGGGAGCGAUCGGAUCGAAAUUUCACCUGCAGAUGCAGAUUCCAGAUGCCACCUACGGAAGAACUUAAUUGCCCCCUUGCGGUCAUACCAUGCAAUAUGAUUUGACUUGGAAUUUUGUUAAAUGUUCUUAUCGUUUUAACAGGGGAUUUUUUUUUUACUAUCUCAUGGACAGUAAACCACUCAAAAGGAGUUUGAGUUUCAUCCACUUGGAGGUGGAUGAUAUUGUAGCUGUAAAAAUGUAAUUCUGAUUGUUGUGGGUUUACUGUCAUUCAUGAGUUGCCAAGGCUGUGACGAGCAGGGAGGGGGUCCAGAUAAUGAUCACAGUUAUUUAACUUGGGCUUUGUUUGAUUGGUCGCAACCCAAUUGUUCGUAACCCAAUGCCCUAAACCUUUUGAAUGGGAUGUUUGUACAGUCUGUAGAUUGUGAAGUCUUGCAGACUUGGCAGCUCAUUUGACUUACUAUUAUUCUGUGCUGUUAUUACCUGUCAUGCCCUGUGCUGUGUGUUGUGUUGUGUUGUGGUGCAGGGCCAGCGUAAAUGCUAUUUAUAUCCACGUCUCCCCCAGGUAUUGAAAACCCAGUGCGCUCCCCCACCCACCCACCCCGUCCCCCACCCUGGUGUCUGUGCAGGCCCUGGUCCGCAUGCCCGUUCUGCCGCUGCCUGUAGGUCUGUCAGUGCCGGAAACCCAAACGGUUGGGGGUCCUUGGGUCCUACUUGAGCCCACCUGCAGGGAUGGCCCCUCAUGUUUAAAGCAGAUUGUAUACCACUUUCAGUACAUUGAAGGUAAGCUUUCCCCCCUCCUCCAAAAAACAAAACCCAUCAACUUCACCUGGUUAUUACCUCGUAUGUUUAUUCAUUUUUUAAAUAUAUUGUACACAUUGUUUUAGCCAGAUGCCCCCAUAGACAUGGUUUACAUGUUGUUUAAAAAAUAUGUCAAAGACAAACUGGAUAAAACUAAACUUAAUCAAGCAAAUCAGUCACGCACCCAAAUUGUGGAGAGGAAGUUGGGUCAGGUAUGGGGGGCUGUAUUCAACAAGCUAUGAUGGACAAGAGCACCUUCAGUGUACUUAUCUUAAUGGAAUAGCUCAGAAUGUUUUGCUCUCCUGUAACGAAUACUUUUUUUGUUUUUCAUGUGUUCCCUUGAUACAAUGUUAGAAACUGCAUGUGAGGAUAGCAGUCUUGCUACGUAUUCAAAAUCAUGUGUUGCAAUUAUUUUAGGCACGUUCCUCUAAAAAAGAAGGGUAUUUAAGUGUUUUGUUUCCCUCUAUCAUUGGUUUUCAUGUUUUGUAUGACCAUGUUGUCUUUUGAUACAGGGAUAUUUCUGCUCUGAGCUUUGAGUCUGCUUGUUAUGAGCGGUAAUUGCCUCUACUUUAUUUUGUGUUAUAUAUUUUAAUGUUCUUAUAGGAGCAAAACAGAAAUAAAAGAGCCCACAUGUGUAUUUAUACCUUUUCCACAAAUGUCUUUCCUACAUACACAUGCCAAUGUUCAGGCCCCUUUAAGUGGCUAACAAUUAACCAAAAUUCUGUAUUUUUAAAACUAAUCCACAAACCUUAACUAGAAUACUUUCGUUUUCAUCAGCUUUUUGUGCAGCUUUUAGGCUGGAAUCCCAACUUGAUUUGUGUGCAUAACUUGAUGAACACAGAUCUCAAGUUAGGAUUUGGCCCUCGUAUGCUAAAUUUAGUUCAAACCAAAUAAGCAAAAGACAACACAAAAAAUAUAUAUUUUUGUGUGCUUUUUUUUACUGACACUAACUGAUGUUUGUGAUGUUUUUCCCCACAAUGAUGUUUCCUGUGGUGGCUGAGAGCGAGACAGAGUCCAGCACCUUCUCCAGCCUGGGCUCCACUUUCAGAGAGACAAGACCUCCACAAAGCCACUUAUCAAGGUCAUUUUUGAUGGCAUGGGUAGAUACAAAAAGCAAACAACACUGAGGUGAUAGAAAAUACAAGAUGGGGAAUUACUUUCACUUACUAUUUUAUUGAAGGCAUUUAUAAUAGACACUCAUAAUAACAUACCUUAAAAGUUUGUUUCCAUAAGUUCUCUCUCACAAUACUUUUAAGGCCUCCUUCCUUUUCUAUACUUUUAACCAGAAAGAGUAUAUGUCAUGUAUCAUUCCAAGCUGCUCAUAUACCUGACUGUGGAUAUUUGGUUAAUCAUAUGGCUCUAAACUAGUUCCAGAUUGCUACAAGCAAGGCUUCAGGUAGCUUGUCUUGUAACUGUGUUAAAGUUGAACCAAGAUACUUGUUCAUUUGUUCUCUAUAUAUUCUAGGUGCUGCCACUUUAGAGAAGAAACUCACAAGGAACCUCAUCUGGACAAAGGUUUCUGUUCUGGAGAUAGUUACUGUAUUUGUAAAGGUGGACUCAUCAAUAUGACAAUCAUACAAAGCGGGGCAAAUUACUACAUACAGAAAUCAACAACAGUAUUCAAAUCUUCUGAGAUUGCUACUUGAGGCUUCUCCCAAUCUGGGCUAGGCUCAAGGGAGGGUGCAGAUUGGGACGAGCCAAUCAGUUUUGGCAGAUUUUUUAUUCUGUUUUCUGGAAGCAGAAAGAAGCCCUGCUGUGUAUGAUGUAAUUUUAGUAAGUCAGCCUUUAAUAGUCAUGAUGUCAAGAUCUGAUUUGCUGUUCUUUUUCAAACAUGUUAGCAGAAACUACUGUAGUUACCAUAAUGAGCCAGUAUUGGACACAUUGGGUGAUAUUUUGGACCCAUUAUAGACGUUUGAGAUUUGUUCAUGAACUCAAUGCUUUGCUUAUGGAUUCUGAGCAAAGCCAAAUAGAUGGCAAUCGUAUUAGGUAAUUUAGAUUGAACAUGUGUUACAAUUUGGCUAAAUCUAUGCCAAAGUGACCAUCAACAAUAAGGUAAUACUUUUUUCUUGUUAUUGAUAAAUAUAGUCAGAUUCAUAUCACUGUGUUAACGUUGCAAUUUUGUGUUUAUUUUUCAGGGUAAGUCAGAACUUAUUUUCCCUGUCUUGGUUUCAUCAGUCUCCUUUUUCUGCUUUGGUGCCCAUGUAAGACUAAAGGCCAGAGAGCUGUUCAUCAAUGGGCCCUGUGGAUAUUUCUCAGAACAUUUUAAAACAGAAAUGUAUUAAAACAUAUGUAACACUUUUGUCCAUGUACUUAACUUUAUUUGUGUAAUCCAACCCUAAUAAUUGGACACCACUUUUUCCAAUAUAUGAAAAAACAUCUAUGUAUAUUUUGUCUGCUGUUGAGAACAUAACUUGUAUUCAUUUUCACGUGUGUUUUAAUAUAAUAAACAUGUCUGUGAAAAAUA